AUACAACGCGAAACCUGCGGUUGAGAAGUUGUAGCCAACCUGAACGGAAUAAAAUAUUGCAGGUGCUGUUUGUGUAGUCUUCACCGGAUAUUUGCAGGAGGAGGAGGAGGCUGAAUGAAUGGUAAAGAUAGAAAAUGUAGGGGUGCGGUAAACAGAGUAGCAUCACUGUAAAUAAUAGGAGGCAUCCUUUGGCGAAUACCCAUGGAAUAAGUUAUCUGAAUAUCUCGGAACUGUGAACAAUAGAAACCAUAUUUUGUCUGAUACACGCACAUAUAAGGAAUUGGAGCGCAUGAUCGUGUUCUCCGAUGAAAUUAGGCUCUGCCCGGAAACGUUAGACUUUCGUUCUCACGGUUUAUCAAAAUACCUUUUAUUUUCUUUGUCUUUCUUUUUAAUUCUCUCUUUCCCUCUCUCUCUCUCACACUACAAACACUCUCUUUAUCUCUCUCGAUAUUCUACAUAUCAAUUAGGAUUAUCAAGCCGUAUAUUAUUAUUAUUAUAUAUUGUUUUUAUGUGUGUAUUAUAAGUAUUGUUUUAUAUACAUUGUAUAUUUCAAUGAGUGUGUAUAUUCGCGUGUGUAAUGAUGUGUGUAUACUACAUCAGAUGAAAGACAGAACAAAAGAACAACAAGAGGAUGAGGAAGGAUGAGGGUUGACGUCACGUUUCGUGAGUGCUGUAACUCAUGGCAUUGGCAUUUUAUUGUGAAGCAAAUAACAACACAAGUAUGCUUGUCUCUUGUGGUGUCAGCCACACUCGACUUUUAUCUAAAUCUCUCCAGGCGACACUAUGUAGCUAUUCCCCCUCGCUCUGCUUCUACCGCCACCUCCGUUCGCCACACUGACUUGCACUCGAACGCACACCUCUCUUUUUCAUAGAUAUAUUGACAAAUAGUUAAAGAGAUAGAGAGAAGUGCAGAUAUAUACAUGUUAUGUCUGUAUAAACACACACGCAAUGAAAUGAUGUGUUUUCUCCGAUGUUUAUGGAUGUUCUCAUCCGUUAAUUUACCUAUGUACGGCUCUAACCAUAGAUAUAAAUGCGUUUAAUUGCGCAGCUUUUUGACAAUGUCAACAUGGUUUAAAGGUAAAAGUACAGUUACACUCUCUGCCAAAGACUUUGGAGGUGUAAAAAACGACAGGUUUGGGGGUGGUAGUUAGUGCAGCUUUUGUUUAUCACGAUGGCCUGUCUGUGAACUCCUGUUUUAAAAAGCCGGUUGGUCCGCUGUCACUUCACUUCACUUAGUGACAGCCGGCCCAAUCGGUUUGUUCUCUCUAAUUCAAUAAUGUUUUAACUACGAACAUAUUUGAAAUAGUUAAAUAAGGUAGUUGAAUUAAUGGAUUGACUAGCCUGGCUUUUCACCACUUUAUAGUCACAGCUAAUUCAUCCUGUCAUUAUUGUUCUCAUUCCUCCCUUUGUUAAUUUAGCCUUGUAGAUCGACACUUACAUUCAUAUACAUCCACUUACACCUAUUUACGUUUCUAUAUAUUUAUGAUGAUGCCAUCGAGGAUGGCUGUAAGCCUAACGAAGAGGGGCAUCGCUACAUUUAGCGUUGGCAUUAUAUUCGGUUUCGCUUUCACGUACAUGUUAGCCUAUUCGUCGCAAUGGAAUACCCGUUUCUUCUCGCCCAAAGAGACACGCAUAUAUUACAGUAACUACAUACCCGACAGCCCCCACGGACACGGUGGUGUCGAACAUUUAGGGGGCCCGGACAAGUCCUUUAAAUGGGCAGACUCGGAGCACCACAGUCAUCAAGGUGAAACCAAUUCACUUGCCAAAGUCCUAGAGUCACAGGUUCGAAUUCUAUGCUGGGUGAUGACCAACCCUAAUAACAUCAGAAAGAAGGCAAUACAUGUGAAUGCAACAUGGGGCCGACGUUGCAACAUAUUGUUGUUCAUGAGUUCUGCCGAUGAACCUGUCAACUUGCCGAUUGUGAAACUGCCCGUUUCAGAAGGCAGAAACAACCUAUGGGCAAAAACUAAGGAAGCAUUCAAGUAUGUCUACAAACAUCACAUGAACAACUAUGAUUGGUUCUUCAAGGCAGAUGAUGACACCUAUGCUAUCAUUGAAAACCUGCGGCAUCUGCUCAGUGAGCAUGACCACAACUCACCGAUAUUCUUUGGACGCAGGUUUAAGCCUUACGUGAAGCAAGGCUACAUGAGUGGUGGUGCUGGCUAUGUGCUGAGUAAAGAGGCUGUGCGAAGGUUCAUUGAGAAUGGACUCAACAAUAAGAGUAUCUGCCGUUCUGAUAACGGUGGGGCUGAGGACGUGGAGAUGGGAGCCUGCCUUGAGAGGGUUGGUGUCAAAGCCGGGGACUCACGGGAUAUCAUGGGACGAGAACGGUUCCACCCUUUUGUACCAGAACAUCAUCUCAUACCAGAUAUUCUUCCAAGGGAGAUGUGGUACAUGAGUUUCAAUUUCUACCCUGUAAGGCAGGGUCCUGACUGCUGCAGUGACUAUGCUAUUAGUUUUCACUAUGUACCUCCCAACAUGAUGUACGUGCUCGAAUACAUGGUUUAUCAUCUGAAGCCGUUUGGUCUGCAGAAUGAAUGCCUCGCUGCAGACAAACCCGACACUGCUGUUCAACGUCUUCCUCCGUCCAAAACUCAAAAAAUUAGUACCACUAUUAGUAAGACCAUUAAGAGUAAUGAUAAAAAUAAAAAUAAUAAUAAUAAUAAUAUUAAAAAGGAUAAAAGUGAUGAAAACUUUAAGAGUGACGCAAAAAAACGAACGCCUAAUGCUGCAAAAAACAAACCAAGUCCAAAGGUAGGAAACAAGAGCUAGGGGCAAAAAAAAAAAAAGCCAACAUGACUCAAUAAUAAAAAUAACAAAAAUAUUAAUAAUGAUGAUGAUGAUGAUGAUGAUAAUCAUGAUGAAAUUCAGAAGAAAAUCAAUUGCAGCAACUAUAUGAACAAGUAGACACAUGUUUAUGAAACUGGUCUUACUGCUGCUGUCUGUCUGUUUGUCUUUUAUAUUUUUUGCAUUCCCCCUUUUUGUUUCCCUCUUUUGACUCCUCCUCCUUCUCCUCUACCCAUGUUGUUCUUUGUCCUACUGUUGAUGCAGAUGUAAAUGUGUGUGUGUGUGUGUGUGUGUAUGUGUUGUGCAUGUGUUGCACCUAUGUGUAGAUGUAUUUGUCACACAUAUGCUUUGUGUUUAUGUGCAUUUGUUGCACAUGUGUGUUGUGCCUUUGUUGCACAUGUGUAUAUAUUGUGCACAUUGCAUAAGCGUGUGUGUGUGUGUGUGUUUUGCAUGCAUGAAUGAGUGUGUAUUGUGCAAGUAUGUGCCUUUCAAAUGUGUGUGUGUGUCUGUGUGUGUAUGUGAGAGAGAGAGAGAAAGUGUUUAUGAUGUUUGUGGUAUAUCUGUAAACACGUGUAUAUAUAUAUAUGUAUAUCAGUACGUUUAUUUGUUUGUCCAUCUGUUGAUAACAAAUUAAAAUAUUGACAUUCCAGUUUUGAACUAAAACCAUUAUAUGUGCAAACAUACACACAUAUACAUACACAUACAUGUAUCUAAAUGCACACAUGUUCAUUUAAAUACGCAUGUGUAUGUACAUGUGUGUACUGCACGCUCAUUCAUGUACAUACUUGUUUCUCUUUCACUCAAUCUUCUUCAUGCGUAUAUACAUUUUGUAUUAAAAACAUAUAUGCAACUGCAUAUUCAAAUGCAGUACAGCAACAGUGA
Messenger RNA from Octopus bimaculoides (California two-spot octopus), 3672 nucleotides. RefSeq names its product glycoprotein-N-acetylgalactosamine 3-beta-galactosyltransferase 1. Lineage: Eukaryota; Metazoa; Mollusca; Cephalopoda; Octopoda; Octopodidae. Gene Ontology annotation, molecular function: N-acetylgalactosaminide beta-1,3-galactosyltransferase activity. The record is from RefSeq and is a predicted model, not a curated record. Gene Ontology annotation, cellular component: membrane.